UCCAGUUUCCUUCUCAAGAGAGACUUGCAGCAUUAACUGCUCCUGCAUCAUUUUUCUCUGAAACAACAAACAACAUAUAUACGUACCGGCGUUUUAUUGGCAAACAUGACUGAUGCCACGGCCUCCGCAACCGCCAAGGGCCGCGUCCUCGUUGUAGGAGCAACAGGCUUCAUCGGUCAGUUUGUGACCGAAGCCAGCCUUAACUCCGGCCAUCCCACUUAUAUUCUUGUCCGCCCAAGCAGCGCAACCGCCAACCCCUCUAAGACCAAAAUCAUCAAAACCUUUCAAGCCAAAGGCGCCAUAGUCUUACAUGGAGUGAUAAACGAGAACGAAUUAAUGGAGAAAUUGUUGAAAGAACACGAGAUAGAGACGGUGAUAUCAGCGGUGGGUGGGGAAAAGAUCUUGGAUCAACUCUCUUUAAUUCAUGCCAUUAAUGCUGUCGGCACCAUUAAGAGGUUCCUGCCAUCAGAAUUUGGACACGAUGUGGACAGGUCCAAUCCGGUGCAGCCAGGACUAAACAUGUACAAGGAAAAGCGACUGAUCAGACGUUCCAUUGAACAACUGGGCUUACCUUACACCUACAUUUGCUGUAACUCCGUUGCCUCUUGGCCCUACCAUGACAACAAUCACCCGUCACUGGCUCUUCCACCGCACGAUCAAAUUCCAAUCUACGGUGAUGGAAGCGUCAAAGCUUACUUUGUUGCUGGAGCUGAUAUUGGGAAGUUCACAAUGAAGACGGUGGACGACCUUAGGACCUUGGACAAGUUGGUCCAUUUCCGGCCAUCAUGCAACUUUUAUAACAUGAACGAACUUGCAGCUUUGUGGGAGAUGAAAAUUGAACGCAGUAUCCCUAGGGUUACUGUCACAGAAGAUGACCUACUAAGUGCUGCUGCAGAAAAUUGUAUACCGCAAAGUGUUGUGGCCUCAUUCACGCAUGAUAUCUUCAUUAAAGGAUGUCAAGUGAAUUUCUCAAUCGAUGGUCCACACGAGGUUGAAGUGAGCAGUCUCUAUCCAGAGGAGCCAUUUAUAAGCUUGGAUGAUUGCUUCAACGACUUUGCUGCAAAGCUUAGGGAGGAGAAAGGGAAGGAGACAGCGCCAAGGCCGGUUGUCGAGCCGCUGCCAAUCACUGCAACAUGUGCCUGAUGUUACAAAUCUUCUUUUGUUCUUCCUCAGCAGAUGGCUGUAUUUUUUUUAAUCAUUUUUUUUAAUUUUUAAUUUGAACUGAAACAAAACUGCAGAUGUGGCUGUAUUGAUCUAUUAGUAUGAUUAUUCCUUAAUUAAUAUCUCCAUUUAAAUUAUUAGGGUAAGGAAGGGAGUGUGUAUUAUUGUAAUGGGAACAAGAAAGUGGGAAGUUGAGU
Rubroshorea leprosula is the source of this 1358-nucleotide messenger RNA. The record is from the annotation of a GenBank genome assembly. Lineage: Eukaryota; Viridiplantae; Streptophyta; Magnoliopsida; Malvales; Dipterocarpaceae.